GAAACAAGCGAAUUUAAUCAAAACGUGGAAGCAAAUAUUCGCAGAUUUUCCCUCAAACGCAACGCAAAAGCGACCGCCAACAGGAACAUAGUCACUUCUACUUUUGUGUAUAUAUACCCUUCUCCUUCUCUGUCUCUGCUCCUCACCCAUUUCCUUGUCUCGUCUCAAUCAACUCUUCUCUGCGCUGAUUCCAGAAACUCAGAGAGUUGGAUUUGAUGAAUCUAGAGAAAAAGUUACUAUGAUCCUUGAGGCUGCACAAUCUACCCGAAGAACACGAUGAAGCCCAUGGGUCUUCCUUUGUCGGAUGAGGUGAUAAUGGGUUCUCGGAAGCUGCUUCAAAGUGUUUGCAUACUUUGCUUUCUCUUAGGCUCUUGUUUUGUGUAUCAAAGCCUUUAUGCUGAUUCUCGGGUAAAUGCAAACCCUACUGUGACACUGCAAGUGGAUGCUUCUGACAGCACGGGCCGGUCUAUUCCCGAAACCCUAUUCGGAAUUUUCUUUGAGGAGAUCAACCAUGCCGGGGCUGGUGGACUCUGGGCUGAACUUGUUAACAACAGAGGAUUUGAAGCUGGUGGCCAAAACACACCGUCCAAUAUUUGGCCAUGGUCCAUCAUCGGGGAUCAAUCAUCGAUUUAUAUUGCCACGGACCGUUCAUCGUGUUUUGAACGCAAUAAAAUCGCCCUGAGAAUGGAAGUUCUCUGUGACAGCAAAGAAGGUGGUGGCAAUGGCUGCCCAUCAGGAGGAGUCGGAGUGUAUAACCCGGGUUUCUGGGGCAUGAAUAUCGAAGACGGGAAGAAAUACAAAGUGGCUCUUUACGUGCGUUCAACGGGUGACAUUGAUAUAUCGGUAUCAUUUACAAGCUCAAAUGGGUCAUUGAUUCUUGCCUCUGAAAAGAUUAUAGCUUCGGCCUCUGAUGUCUCGAACUGGACGAAGAAAGAAGUUGUCUUGGAAGCAAAAGGGACAGAUCAUGGUGCAAGACUUCAGCUUACAACAACCAAAAAGGGGUUAAUAUGGUUCGAUCAAGUCUCAGCCAUGCCGGUGGAUACUUACAAGGGGCAUGGAUUCAGAAGUGAUCUUGCUCAAAUGCUUGCAGAUCUAAAGCCCCGUUUCAUCCGUUUCCCAGGUGGAUGUUUCGUGGAGGGUGAAUGGUUAAGAAAUGCAUUCCGGUGGAAAGAAACCGUCGGAGCUUGGGAAGAGAGGCCCGGCCAUUUUGGCGACGUUUGGAUGUACUGGACGGACGACGGACUUGGCAACUUUGAGUUCUUUCAACUGGCUGAAGACAUUGGUGCAGCCCCGAUAUGGGUGUUUAACAAUGGAAUAAGUCAUCAAGAUCAAGUCGAAACUCCCAGUGUCAUGCCCUUUGUUCAAGAAGCACUUGACGGUAUCGAGUUUGCUCGUGGCGAUCCGAAUUCCACGUGGGGAUCUGUCCGGGCUGCAAUGGGACACCCGAAACCGUUUGAACUGAAAUAUGUCGCUGUCGGGAACGAAGACUGCGGGAAGAAGAACUACAGAGGAAACUACCUUAAGUUUUACGAGGCUAUCAAGAAAGCCUAUCCAGACAUCAAAAUCAUUUCCAACUGUGAUGGAUCGUCUCAGCCGCUCGAUCACCCUGCUGAUUACUACGAUUUUCACGUUUACACAUCUGCCAAUAACCUGUUCUCAAUGUACAACAAAUUCGACCACACGUCACGGAAAGGUCCAAAGGCUUUCGUUAGCGAAUAUGCCGUGACUGGAAAAGACGCUGGUACUGGAAGCCUUCUUGCCGCCCUUGCCGAAGCCGCAUUUCUCAUCGGUCUAGAAAAGAACAGCGAUGUCGUGGAAAUGGCGAGCUAUGCGCCUCUCUUUGUGAACACGAAUGACAGAAGGUGGAACCCAGAUGCAAUAGUAUUCGACUCUUCUCGUAUGUAUGGAACUCCGAGCUACUGGGUCCAACGAUUCUUCACUGAGUCGAGCGGGGCAACACUUCUCGGUUCAAAGCUCGAUGGAAACUCUUCUUCUUCUCUCGUUGCUUCCGCCGUUUCCUGGCAAGACAGUGAUGGCAAAGAUUACAUCAGGAUAAAGGUCGUGAACUUCGGAAGUAGUGCAGUGAAUCUGAGAGUUUCUGUGACGGGAUUGAGCCCGGAAAUCGCGAGACUUUCGGGAUUGAAGAAGACUGUAAUUACUUCGAACAAUGUGAUGGAUGAGAACUCGUUCUCGCAGCCAAAUAAGGUUGUCCCGAGCGAAAGCUUGCUGGAAAUAGCGGAGGAGGAUACGAGCAUCGUUCUUCCGCCGCAUUCUUUCUCGUCGUUCGAUCUGUUGAAGGAAUCUGCAGAGAUAAGAAUGGCGAUUUCGGAUUCGAGCAAGACAACUUCUGCUAUGUAAAAACAGGGGAAGUGACAUUGGAAUCUAACCUUGGGAAGAUGCCACUUGAAUCCGUAAUACAGCAUUUACACACUUGUAUAAAUAAUUACUACGCUCUUUUCAAAAUUCAUGAAUAAAAAAAAACAUGUUCUUGAUCUUGA
Messenger RNA from Tarenaya hassleriana, 2498 nucleotides. Its product is annotated as alpha-L-arabinofuranosidase 1. Gene Ontology annotation, biological process: L-arabinose metabolic process. Gene Ontology annotation, molecular function: alpha-L-arabinofuranosidase activity. The coding region runs from base 277 to 2358 and encodes 693 amino acids. Lineage: Eukaryota; Viridiplantae; Streptophyta; Magnoliopsida; Brassicales; Cleomaceae. The transcript has 19 exons. The record is from RefSeq and is a predicted model, not a curated record.